Messenger RNA from Dama dama (fallow deer), 4762 nucleotides. RefSeq names its product zinc finger protein 709-like. The coding region runs from base 913 to 1977 and encodes 354 amino acids. Gene Ontology annotation, molecular function: DNA-binding transcription repressor activity, RNA polymerase II-specific. Lineage: Eukaryota; Metazoa; Chordata; Mammalia; Artiodactyla; Cervidae. The record is from RefSeq and is a predicted model, not a curated record. Gene Ontology annotation, biological process: regulation of cytokine production; regulation of immune system process; negative regulation of transcription by RNA polymerase II. The transcript has 4 exons.
UAAGGAACCCUGGAGACGGAAGUGGCAACCCACUCCAGUAUUCUUGCCUGGAGAAUUCCAUGGACAGAGGAAUGUGGUGGGCUACAGUCCAAGGGGUCGCAAAAGUCAGACACGACUGAGUGAAUAGCACUCCUGCGUUGGCAGGCGGAUUCCUAAAUAGUGAACCACCAGUAUUCAUAAACCCUGUAUUGGAAUAUCACUUUUUUAAAAAAAUAUAAUUUAGGAACCAGGAAUGUCCUUAAUGUGUCAUUGCUUCUUCUCCAUAUGUGAGGUCUAAGUUUGAAAUUGCUUCCUACAUGCAUCAAGUUUUUUUACAGAAAAAAAGGAAAAACAGACUCUGUGAUAAUUAUUACACAACUUAAAGGCAGUGCCUCUGCAGAAGAGUGUUUAUAUUCAGGCAACUGCAUGUGAUUUCUUCUAAAUACCUGGAGGACCUUGGGACAGUAUGGGCGGCUGGGCUUUGUUAAAAGUUUGAGUUCUGCAGGCUACCUGGGCAUUGAUGUUAGGUGAUAGGACUAGAAAAUACCAUCCAGUUUUUUGCUGCAUUUUUAUUCAUUGAAACCUCAUGCAGUCUGGAUCCUCUGCCCCAUGGGGUACUGUAAAUGGUAGACCAUAAGGAAGAAUAUGAAAGAAUUUUUUCACAAGAACUAAAUGGUUCCUAAAAUGGUAUUUAUUUCAUCUGCAUAGGAUUUCUAAUGUUUCCCUACAUUCUCUGGCUCUGCCGUGAUCGUGAUAUGAGUGACACUGUGACCAAAGAAAUGAUGUGUAAAUGGUUUCAUUUCUUCCUGAUCCUGUCAAAUUAUUGAGGAAAUGUAGAGAGACUCAUUGGCCUUUGAGGAUGUGGCUGUAAACUUCACCCUGGAUGAGUGGGUUUUACUGGAUUCCUCACAGAGGAAACUCUACAGAGAUGUGAUGCGGGAAAACUUCAGGAAUGUAGUCUCAGUAGAAGCAAAACAGGAAGACCAUGACAUUGAAGAUCAGGACAAAAACCAGGAGAGAAAAUUACGAAAUCCCAAAGCAGAGAGACACUCUGAAAAGAAAGACAUUAAUUCCUCUGAAGAAAGCUUCAACCUUAUUCCAACUCCCAAUGUGAAGAGAACUCGUGAUAUAAAACCAUGGGAAUGCAGAGCAUGUGGGAAAGUCUUCAUGUAUCAUUCAUCCCUUACUAGACACAUGAAAUGUCACAUUGAAAACAGAUCAGGAGAUCGCCGAAAGUACCGUGAGAAGGUAUAUAAAUGUAAAGAAUGUGGAAUAGCAUUCAUUUUUCCUAGUGCUCUGAAGACCCAUGAAAGGAGUCACACAGGGGAGAAACCCUAUGAAUGUAAGGAAUGUGGCAAAGCCUUCACGUGGCACACAACUUUUCGAAAACACAUGGGAACACACACUGGAGAUUUACCUUACAAGUGUCAGAAAUGUGAGAAAGCAUUCAUUUAUCCCAGUCACCUACGAAUGCAUGAAAGCACUCAUAAAGGACAUAAACCUUAUAAAUGUACAGAAUGUGGGAAAACCUUUGAAAGUCCUGAAACUAUUGAAAUACAUGAAAGGAUUCACAGGGGAGAGAAACCUUAUGAAUGUAAGCAGUGUGGUAAAGCUUUCAAACGUUUGAGGUCCUUCCAGGCACACAAAAGACAUCACACAGGAGAAACACCGUUUGUAUGUAAAACAUGCUCUAAAGUAUUGAAUACUGCCUGGUCGCUACGAAAUCAUGAAAGAAUCCACACUGGAGAAAAACCAUACAAGUGUAAGGAAUGUGGGAAAGCCUUCUUAUUAAAUGUAACCCUUCAGAAACACAUGAUAACACACACUGGGGAUGGACCUUAUAAAUGUAAAGAAUGUGAGAGAGUAUUCAUUCAUCCCAGUUCUUUUAAAGUACAUGAAAGGAGUCACACUGGAGAGAAACCAUAUCAAUGUGACCAGUGUGGUAAAUGGUACAGGUAUCCAUCAUUUUUAAAAAUACAUCGAAGGACCCAUAGUUGACAGGGAGGACACUUUGAAUGUAUGGGGAUAAAAUGGGAAUGAAAUGUAUGGGAAUGGGAAAUGAAAGGGAAAUGUUCUGUUCCACUUACGUUGACACGCAUGAAAGAAUUCACACUGGACAGAAACCUGUCAAUUUGAUGGAAAUGUCAGGAAUCUUCCAUUUGUGUCUCAGUCAUUCAAAGACCCACGAGACUACAUGCUGGACGGAAAUCAUAUAAAAUGUGAAGAAUGUGGAAAAGGCUUUUCCGAUCUUAGUAGUUUCUGGAACCAUAAAAGGAUUUACUAGGUAAAACCUUAUUUGUAAACAGCCUCAAAUACUUCAAUUGGCUGAUAUCAUUAUAUGGAAAACUCCCAUGGAGAAGAUGUGUAAAUGUAAAUAACAUGAGAUAAAUUGAUGGAAAGUAAUCCAUGCUUAAUGUUCCAGAAAACCUUCAGCAUGAAAGAGUUGUUUUAUUUUUAUUUAUUAGUAUUUUCUUUUGACCUCAGCUUGGGACAUGUAGGAUCUUAGUUCCCCAACCAGUGAUGGAAGCCUUGCCCCUGCAGUGGAGGCACAUUGUCUUAACCACUGGACCGCUGGGGAAGUCCCAAAGGAAUUGUUUUAAAAAUUUUUUAAAUUUAUAAAUGCAUUGUGUUUUCUAAAGAUCUUCCUUCAAGUUUAACCUUAAAUGGUGGAUUUCUACUCAUUUCAGAAAGGAAUGUUAAUGUCAGUUGUUUCUGUAAGUUAUCUUUCAACCACAGUACAUGAGGUUUAAAGGUAGUAAUUUUUCCUUUACUCAGAUAGUGAUUUUUUUUUUCCUCUUUGGAUGUAAUAGAAAAGGAUAACUUUGUUUCUUUGCUAGGCAAAGGGGGCCACAGUGGGCUAAUGCCCUCAAAACCAUGUGUUCUUGGGGAAGAGAGUGAGAAAGUUUUAUAAUAAUUGUUCAAAGAGGUUCACUUCAUGGACAUUCUUCUGAUGGGGGUGGAUGGUGAGACAAGUUGGAGUCAGCAUCAUCAACCUGAGGUCCAGCUGGUCUGGGGUCUACCUGUUUGUGGGCAGCAUACCCUCCUUAAUCAUUAACUUCUCCCACCUGAGGGAGUUUCAGUUUCUGCAAAAUAACUCAAAGAUAUUGUUGUGUGUGUUCAUUGAUGGGGAAUCAGGACCUUGCCCCAAGGCUGCUCUUGACUCUUUCUCCCUGUUCUUGCACCCCCUCCCUUCCCUGAUUAACAGCUGCUUGCCUCAGCCCACUGGAACUCAGGGAAGCUCAUGGAAGCUGAGUGAAGGCUGUUUCCUACAAUCAGAGAGAGGGACACAGAAAGGCCUUGUCCCCAGGAGCCCCACAGGGUCUGGCUCAGCAUCAGUGUGGCAGUUCCUAGAUGUAUAACCUAUUAUAUACAUUGUACCCUUUUUUAUGGGUUUCCUUGGUAGCUCAACUUAUAAAGAAUCUGCCUGCAAUGCAGGAAACCCCUGUUCAGUUCCUGGGUCAGGGAGAUCCCCUGGAGAAAGGAUAAGCUGUCUACUCCAGUAUUCUUGGGCUUCCCUGGUGGCUCAGACAGUAAAGAAUCCACCUGCAAUGCAGGAGACCUGGGUUCCCUCCCUAGGUUGGGAUGAUCCCCUGGAGGAGGGCGUGGCAACCCUCUCCAGUUGGUGGUGAGUAUAGGAGCCUUUUUCCAUUUCCAUUCUAUUAAUCACUUGGAAUUAAUAUCAUGUAUGGCUAGGAUGUCAAACAGUAUACUACUAGCUAAAUUAUGAUUUUUCCUAUUUGUUUUUUCUAUUUCUGGCUAAUUGAACAGACUGCUUGUUUGCAUGUGUGUGUGGUUGCUCAGUCAUAUCUCUUUGCAACCUUUUGGAUUGUAGCCCACCAGGUUCCUCUGUCCAUGGAAUUCUUCCAGGCAAGAAUACUGGAGUGGGUUGCUAUUUCCUAUUCCAGGGGAUCUUUCUGAACCAGAGAUUGAACCCGUCUCCUGCAUUGGCAGGUGGAUUCUUUACCACUGCGCCAACUGGGAAGCCUGAAUAGACUAUGAGACUUGUGCUAAUCCUAAAGAUGUCAAGUUAGAGAUAGGACCCAGACUUUCUAGAAUCCAUCCUCUUUGUAGUUCCUUGUUAGUAUUCACCAGUAGCUCACCUGUGUGUGACUUAAAAGCAGAUGUAAAAAAGACAUUGUUCAGAUAUUAGAGCCUCCACCCUGGGAGACAGACAGUUACACAGGAGCUUCAAGGACAGCAUCUUCCAGCAUAUUUUCCAAACUCCGUGAACUUGUAGUGAAGAGUAUCAUCAACACCAGCAACCAGUGUUUGAUUUCCAUAUUUAUAGAUGUAUAGUUUCCCCCAAUGUCUUCAUAGCUUCCACAUCAAAGAUCCAGCAGAGUUUGAAUUUUUUCUGUUAGGCUUCCUGUGUCCACAAGGAAAGUAUUUCAGAGUUUUGUGGUUGGGAAUAUCCUCAUUCCACUCUUCUCUGGAUUAUAUCUUUGUUUCCUCUCCUACAUGUCAGUUUGCUUCUCUGGUGCACUGUGCACUGCUAUCCUUGACCCAUUGUUUCCAUGUGAGAAGAAUCACCUUCCUUCUGUCAAGAAGGCUGUGUUUCCUGUUACUUGUAGCUGAACAUAAUCCUUCAAUGUGUUUUUUUAUUGUAUUUUCUGUUACAUGAUUAAAACUUUGAAUUUGAAAAAAAAAAAAAAACUUUGAAUUUGCUGCAAAACAGAAGGUUUUGUUGUAUCAAAUAUUUUACCAAUAUUCUGAACUGUUCAUUAGCCAACAAGUUUGCUUUUCAUGUCCUCAGAGAAUAUAUUAAAGUACCCAUUCAGAAAAA